Molecule: messenger RNA, 450 nt
Organism: Salvia splendens (bonfire salvia)
Lineage: Eukaryota; Viridiplantae; Streptophyta; Magnoliopsida; Lamiales; Lamiaceae
Exons: 1
Coding region: 1-450 (149 amino acids)
Source: RefSeq, a predicted model, not a curated record
AUGGACUUGCUCAGAGAUGCUGGGUUGUUGGGAUGCAAACCAUCUUCAGUUCCCUUGGAUCCAGUGAAUCAGUUGAAGCAAGACACUGGAAAUCCCAUGAAAGAUCCAUCCCAAUUUAGAAGGAAGAUUGGGAGGGAGCUUUAUUUGUGCAUCACACGAUCUGACAUAACAUUUGCAGUACAUAAACUCAGCCAAUAUGUUUCAAAGCCUUGUGAUGAGCAUUGGGAAGCAAGUGAGAAGAUACUCAGAUAUCUAAAAGGAACUCCUGGCCAUGGUUUGUUCUAUUCCAGUGAUAAUAAACCUGCACUUAGCAUUUUUUUCAGAUGCAGAUUGGGCAGCAUGCUUAGAUACAAGAAGGUCUUUGACAUGUUAUUGUUUGUUCCUUGGCACUUCAUUGGUGUCUUGGAAGGCAAAGAAACAGCACCAUAUCUAGAUCGUCAGCUGAGGUAG